AGACGCGCAGCCCGGAGGAGUUGAUCGAGACCCCGCACAGCUGCGCUCCACUUGACACGUCAGAGGUCAUGCAUCGCAGACACACCACUCUGCGAGAGAAGGGCCGUCGGCAGGCCAUCCGAGGCCCCGCCUACAUGUUCAACGAACGCGGCACCAGCCUCACGGCAGAGGAGGAACGUUUCCUCGAUGCAGCGGAGUACGGCAACAUUCCCGUUGUCCGCAAGAUGCUGGACGAGUCCAAAACGCUUAACUUCAACUGCGUGGACUACAUGGGGCAAAACGCGCUGCAGUUAGCAGUCGGCAACGAGCACCUGGAGGUCACGGAGCUUUUGCUGAAGAAAGACGGGAUGGCGCGCAUUGGCGAUGCACUUCUUUUGGCAAUCAGCAAAGGUUACGUGCGAAUCGUAGAGGCCAUUUUGGCUCAUCCGCCGUUUGCGGGUGGCUUGAGACUGACUUUGAGCCCGCUGGAGCAGGAACUGAGGGACGACGACUUCUACGCCUAUGACGAGGACGGGACGCGUUUUUCGCACGACGUGACGCCGGUGAUUCUGGCCGCGCACUGUCAGGAGUACGAGAUCGUACACAUCCUGCUGAUAAAGGGCGCCAGGAUCGAGCGGCCGCACGACUACUUCUGCAAGUGCUGCGAGUGCACAGAGAAACAGAAACGCGACUCGUUCAGUCACUCCAGAUCGCGCAUGAACGCGUACAAAGGGCUCGCUAGCGCCGCCUACCUGUCGCUGUCCAGCGAAGAUCCCGUACUGACGGCACUAGAGCUCAGCAAUGAACUUGCACGACUCGCCAACAUAGAGACGGAGUUUAAGAAUGACUACAGGAAGUUGUCUAUGCAGUGUAAGGACUUUGUGGUAGGUGUUCUGGAUCUCUGUCGUGACACAGAGGAAGUGGAGGCCAUUCUGAACGGUGAUGUGGACCAGAACCCGCCCGCAGAACACCAGAGACCCUGUCUGAGCCGCAUCAAACUCGCCAUCAAAUAUGAAGUUAAAAAGUUUGUGGCUCAUCCGAACUGCCAGCAGCAGCUGCUGACGAUCUGGUAUGAGAAUCUGUCGGGUUUGCGGCAGCAGUCCAUCGGGGUGAAGUGUUUGACGGUUCUGGGCGUCACUGUUGGAUUGCCUUUCCUCGCCAUCGCCUACUGGAUCAUGCCCUGCAGCAAGUUGGGUCAGAUAUUACGGAGUCCCUUUAUGAAGUUUGUCGCUCACGCCGUGUCGUUCACCAUCUUUCUGGGUCUGCUGGUUCUGAACGCGUCGGAUCGAUUCGAGGGUGUGAAGAAUCUCCCCAAUGAGACCAUAACAGACCAUCCCCGGCAGGUGUUCCGCGUCAAGACCACACAGUUCUCCUGGACCGAGCUCCUCAUCAUGAAAUGGGUUCUGGGCAUGAUCUGGUCGGAGUGUAAGGAGAUCUGGACUGACGGGCCGCGUGAGUACGUGAUGCACCUGUGGAACGUUCUGGAUUUUGGGAUGCUGUCGAUCUUUGUGGCCUCCUUCACCGCUCGUUUCAUGGCGUUCCUCAAGGCGUCUAAAGCUCAGCUCUACGUCGACCUGCACGUCCCCAACCAUGACAUCAGCAACGCAUCACUUCCUGCUGACAUUGCCUACUUCACAUAUGGUACACCAAGCCAAGGCACUAAAACAAAUGUCCAAGCUUGCCUGUUCGGCAACAUUGUCGAGGACUUUGCCCAGCAGUUCUCGGUAGUAAAGAAGCAGGCCAUUCAGCACAUCUUGCCUCGACGUGAUCCUCCGGCUCCCACCGUUCCGUCGUGGGCCGUGCCGCAGCCUGGAAAGGAGCAGACCCAUCCCAGUAUCUCUGCCACGAGCAGAGGACCGCCAGCUAGUGCUCUGGAAGAUCUGAGGGUUACAGUAAGAGCCUCUCCGCCAGCCUACGCCCCACGGUCCUCUCACUUCUCCCGCAGUGCUUGUCCUGUGCGGCUUCCGGAUGAUUCCACUGGUCUUUCUCACGGCGAUCCCAGUGUACACCAAGCCAAGGCACUAAAACAAAUGUCCAAGUUAGUGGUCCAAGAGAGGCAUCUCUGUCUCAACCUGGACGAGAGAAGAGACGUUGACAAAGUGUGCUUUCUUGAUGCUCCCAUGUCCCAGGAUUGCCUGUUCGGCAACAUUGUCGAGGACUUUGCCCAGCAGUUCUCGGUAGUAAAGAAGCAGGCCAUUCAGCACAUCUUGCCUCGACGUGAUCCUCCGGUUCCCACCGUUCCAUCGUGGGCCGUGCCUCAGCCUGCUCAUUGCCGUGGGCGCCCUCCUGCGUCCUCCACAGCUCCUCCGUCCCGUGCUGUGACAACAUCACGGCAGCUAAGUCCUCAAGGAAGACGACGAAGCGGCCCUGACACGGGCAACCCGGAGAUGUGGGAGACUGCUCUUCAGGAGGUGGCGAUGACAACACCACUCCUUCCCCCAGAGGAGGGCCGGGCGGAGAAUCUUUUGUUUUCUUUUCUUUCUGUUCCGCCACUGGCUCAACAGCCAGGUAACCACAUUCUCAAAGAAAGACCCGCUCUGUCAGUCUCUUCUGGCAGUUGUUCCAUCCCUACUCUCAGGGUUGAGGAGAGCUUUAAGACUCUGUUCUGGUCUAUAUUCGGUCUGUCGGAGGUGAUUUCUGUGGUUCUGAAGUAUGAUCACAAGUUCAUCGAGAACAUUGGUUACGUUUUAUACGGGGUUUAUAACGUUACAUUACACAUUACUUUGAAAUCAGGAUUUGUGAGUUGAUAAAUCUCUCGAUCUCUGCAGGAAGACGCUGAUGUGGAGUGGAAGUUUGCUCGUGCUAAACUCUGGUUGUCAUAUUUCGAUGAGGGAAGGACGCUGCCUGCCCCGUUUAACCUGGUGCCCACUCCAAAAUCCUUCUACUACCUGAUCAUCCGGAUCAAGUCCUGCCUUAUACGAAUGUGUAAGGGCAAAGGUCAUCGGCAUGACAACGAGCUGGAGAUGGGAAUGCUCAAUUCACGGCCGAAGACUGAUCGUCAUCGAGCAAAUCUCAGGAGCCGAGAGGAGAACACCAUCAAGAAACCCAUCAAAAACCCCACAAGAUAUCAGAAGAUAAUGAAGCGCUUGAUUAAGCGCUAUGUUUUGAAGGCUCAGGUUGACAGAGAGAAUGAUGAAGUCAAUGAAGGUGAACUGAAGGAAAUAAAACAGGACAUCUCCAGUCUGCGCUACGAACUUCUGGAAGAGAAAUCUCAGGCCACUGGAGAACUGGCUGACCUCAUUCAACAACUCAGCGACAAGUUCGGCAGGAACGCCAAGAAACAACCUUGAGACAGACAGACAGACCGAGAGAGAGAGAGAGAGACGGUAGUUUAGGAGCAGUAUCUGGACACUUAAGACUCUUAAAAAAUGUCUGAAUGUCAUUCAUUAGAUACAAAAUGCAUACAAAAGAUGCACAUGUACACUUUACAAGCAAAACAGCUGACA
Messenger RNA from Sinocyclocheilus rhinocerous, 3425 nucleotides. Its product is annotated as short transient receptor potential channel 7-like. Gene Ontology annotation, molecular function: store-operated calcium channel activity; protein binding; inositol 1,4,5 trisphosphate binding. Gene Ontology annotation, cellular component: cation channel complex; plasma membrane. Gene Ontology annotation, biological process: calcium ion transmembrane transport; regulation of cytosolic calcium ion concentration; single fertilization. The record is from RefSeq and is a predicted model, not a curated record. Lineage: Eukaryota; Metazoa; Chordata; Actinopteri; Cypriniformes; Cyprinidae. The transcript is spliced from 16 exons.